ACAUGAAAUAAUAGUUUUACGCGUAUGAAAAAAAAGGAUUUGUAAGAAUAUUGUGAAAAAAUCUAAUUAAAUAAUCAACUGUCCCAUCAGUGAGUCCCAUGCUGACUGUCGUCUGAUCUUUCUUCUAGCAAGUUCGGUUCAUUAGUGACAUUUCUUUCAAUGUGUGAUUAGUUUGUAGUUAAUAAUUAUUAAAAUGAACGACUACUUAUCUUCUCCUUUAGGAUCAGAUUCUAGUAAUUUAGAUGUGCCAGCUCCUAUUAAAACUGGAAAGACUGCAUAUCAACUUUCUCCGUAUCUAAAUUAUAAUCCUGUUUACCUGCCUGCAAGCCAACCCGAAUUUAUUUUCCCUGAAGGGGCUAGUAGACAAAGGGGUCGUUUUGAAUUAGCCUUUUCGCAAAUUGGAUCAUCAUGUAUGAUAGGAGCUGCUUUGGGAGGCAUGGCUGGUACAUACAAUGGUCUGAAGGCUACAACAUUGUUGGGUCAAACUGGAAAGCUGCGAAGAACACAAAUGUUAAAUCACAUUAUGAAACAAGGUUCAGCUACGGCAAAUACACUAGGAACGAUAGCAGUUAUGUAUUCUGGACUUGGUGUGCUACUGUCAUGGCUUCGAGGAGAAGAUGACGAAAUAAAUACUUUAGGUGCUGCGACAGCCACAGGAGCACUUUAUAAAUCAACAGCUGGACUUAGGAAAUGUGCAAUUGGUGGAGGAGUAGGAUUUUCUAUAGCUGCUUUAUAUUGUAUAUGGACAUCUAGGCAUGCAAUACAAGAUAUAAGAAGACAGUAUAAUCCGCUGUGAAAAAAUUUGUUUAUUAUAAUUUAGAGUUAGUUUAGAUGAAAUAUUAUGUUAACAACCCGAUUUUACAAGCUUUAACUUGCAUAGUUGCUAUUACAUAUGGACAUCUAAAUUUUAUGUAAUAUUGUUAGCACCAUUCUUCAUAAAUCUCAUUGUCUACCAAAUAUUACUGUUUUUAAUAUAUAGCCAUGAAAUGUAUAUCAAUUAUGUGCAGCUAUAGCAUAUUCUAUA
Messenger RNA from Ctenocephalides felis (cat flea), 1024 nucleotides. RefSeq names its product mitochondrial import inner membrane translocase subunit Tim23-like. Gene Ontology annotation, biological process: protein import into mitochondrial matrix. NCBI's taxonomy places the organism in Eukaryota, Metazoa, Arthropoda, Insecta, Siphonaptera, Pulicidae. Gene Ontology annotation, cellular component: mitochondrial inner membrane; TIM23 mitochondrial import inner membrane translocase complex. The record is from RefSeq and is a predicted model, not a curated record. Bases 194 to 796 code for a protein of 200 amino acids. The transcript has 4 exons. Gene Ontology annotation, molecular function: transmembrane protein transporter activity.